This is a messenger RNA of Parnassius apollo (apollo), 1611 nucleotides long. The record is from the annotation of a GenBank genome assembly. Lineage: Eukaryota; Metazoa; Arthropoda; Insecta; Lepidoptera; Papilionidae.
AUGCACAUCUCUAGACAAAAUUUAUUUUUAUUGCGAAUUAAUGGCGUAGCCAGCACCAUGUCGACCCUAACGAAAAUGACCCGCACGGUUAAAAAACUUGAGGUGCCCAGACCCCUAAAAUCGACAACCAGUUCCGCACACAACCGUAACUCUGUAUUGGAUGUGAAAAUUAAUUCUGUUGAUGAUUUAAUAGUGUUGACGGAAGGUGUGGCUUACCAGAUGAUGCAGGGCAAUUUUGACCGUGCUCUUCAGAGCAAUGUAGCUACUAUGUACUCUAACCUAAAACUCUAUGGUGCACAACUUGAAGCCCUAUAUAAGGACUUUCUUGAUAGGUAUUUUGUUGUGUUCCGUAAUGGUUCCCAAGAUGAAAGGUUAGAUAAAAAGACUAGACUCCAUCUUCUCGAGUUAAUAGAGCUACGUGCUAAGCAUUGGCAAGGAUCUGAUUACAUGAGCCAAUAUUAUAGGCAUCGUGGCACUCAUGCUGAGCCACUAUUAGUUCCAACAAUGGAAGGGUCUGGGUCAGGUGGCUCGGUAUCACCAACGCUGGCUGCGCCUGCCGAGCCACCUACCUUGCUAGGCCCCGGUGAAGUUAUCAAGACUUCUGGUAAAUUUCCUAAGCCAACAAAAAUACCUGGCAAGAAUUAUUCCAAGGAUGAGGUUGUCAUUAGAAAUGCUGAUUCUGGAAAAGUGAUGGGUAUCAAGGGCAGACGGGUGCACAUGAUUGAGGAGAUAAGUGACACGAUUAUAUCAUUUCAGCGAGUGAGUCCUGGUGCCAAGGAGAGGCUUGUGCAAAUCACGGGUCCAAAUGAAGAAAAUGUUAACCACGCGAAGCAUUUGAUUGGGGAUACUAUUCGCCGCAAUGCGUCGCCAGUGAGGCUGGAAGGAACAUUGGAUGGCGCGCUAGCUGGUUCACGAGCUUCUCUUGACUCUAACGGUUCUGACGACGCGCCGCGUAUUAGCACGCGUGAGAAAUCUCCUCACAACAACACUCGAGCCUUACUCCAUAGCUUCUCCACAAAUGAUGCAGCACUCGGAGAGUAUAAGUAUACUGUGACUUUUGGCCAACAUUCCAUUAAGAUCACGGGUAACAAUUUGGAUCUUGUUAAAACUGCGAAACUGGUGCUGGACGAGUACUUCGAGAGCGCGGGCGCGCUUGAGGCGUUGGGCGCGGGCUCGGGCGACUUCUUCACGCUGUCGCAGCGGCCCGGCGCCGCGCUGCUGCUGCGCGACGACGCGCUCAACGGCGACGACGACGUGUUCGCGCCCGCGCUCCGCGCUGACGACGCGCCAGCGUCGUGCGGGGGCGGGGCUGGGGGCGCGGGGGAGGGUGAGGCCGCGCCGCGCCGCCCGCGCUUCUCGCGUGCCACCAGCACUGACAAGUACCAAGGUGGUGGGGGCGCGCGGCAGACGUACACGUACGAGACGUUGGUGCAGUACGCGGACUCGCCGCUCAGCAAGCUGCCGCCCGCCGGCCUGGCCGGCUUUCCGCCGGAGCUGGCGCGCAAGAGUUGCCUGGAGUUCGACAGCGUCAGCUAUUUGAAGAAGGUGCGCGGUGCGGCCGCCACUACUGUCGUCGCUCUGGACGCGCCAGAUUCGCCUGAACCUGAAUAG